Messenger RNA from Fusarium vanettenii 77-13-4, 2142 nucleotides. RefSeq lists its product as uncharacterized. NCBI's taxonomy places the organism in Eukaryota, Fungi, Ascomycota, Sordariomycetes, Hypocreales, Nectriaceae. The transcript is spliced from 2 exons. Gene Ontology annotation, molecular function: protein serine/threonine kinase activity; ATP binding. Bases 1 to 2142 code for a protein of 713 amino acids. Gene Ontology annotation, biological process: peptidyl-serine phosphorylation; peptidyl-threonine phosphorylation. The record is from RefSeq and is a predicted model, not a curated record.
AUGACGACGACUGCUAGCUACGAAAGGCCACCUGUGGAAGUUGCCCUGCUCAGAGGAGCACUGAGCCCAGAGUUACAGCCUGGGGGUGGGGAAAGGCCCCUCAGACACUCAGAGAUAUCAGAGAGAGAAAGCGCAACAACAUUUCAGACCGUCUCUGACAUGGGCCACCGAGACUGGAUCAAGUCACUCAGGGAUGGGAAAGCGUCUGCCACCCUUUCUGAGAACCUUUGGAAACCCAUCAAGGUCGAAGUCUCUUCAAUCCGGUCAGAACUCAAUAAAGCCUGUGUUAAGCCUGCCAGGCACCUUGGGAGUGAACACGCCUUUCUCCCUCUAGGCCACCUCCUUCGAAUUUUGAGCCCAAAGAAUGUUGACGGGCUACUGCGGCAGAAGUUUCCUGGAGAUCUGGAAAGGUUUGACCACCAAGUAUAUGGCAAGAACGGCGACCCAAAAAGACUCAAGAUAAUGGGUACCUUGAUACUGAUGGAAAAUCUUGAAUUUCUCCGGGACUUUGUCCAGGCAGGCGUAGAGGAUCUCCAGCUUCCUCUUGCCCUUGAAGAGGAGGAGGAGCGGAUAGUAUUGUUUGAUCGACAUGGCAACAUGAUAGAAUCUCCCCACAAAUGGAGUUGGGGAUAUGGCCAUGCUGAUUUCUUCAUGUACAAGCAGAUGCAGGUCUGCAGUCUCUUCUGCACACUCAAGGAGGACGGAGCAUACAUGGACCACUUUCGACUCCCUGGAAACUUCAUUCUUCCAUUCCGGAACUGCAAGCCUCCUGUGGUGAAGUACGGCGGAUUUGGCCAAGUCAUCAAGGUCGAGAUCGAACCGUCUCACUUACUGUACAAGGGAAAGUCUCGAAAGCCGGAGUACUUCUGUGUCAAGACCAUUCGGCAUGAUGUGCCAGAGCACCCGGACGAGGCCGACUCCCUGGCAAGACGGCUAGUUAUCAGGGACAGGAAAGAUCGAGAACAUCUCCACCGACUUCUUUUCUCCUUUCGUCGUGUCGACUUCUACUAUCUCGUUUUCGAAUGGGCUGAUGGUGAUCUGACCGAACUAUGGCAGGAGAUGCCAAAACGAUAUAAGCCAAGCGAUCACGAACAUGUCUGUUGGUUUUUGAGACAAUGCGUCGGCAUCAUGAGAAGCCUACACGGCCUUCAAAAUCACGCCUCGUCGUUAGCUCCGGGAGAGGGGGGAAGACCAGUCUUUUACGACGCAUGCCAUGGACGCCACAGCGACCUCAAGCCAGAAAACAUCUUGUGGUUCAAAAACUACCAAGACAGCAAAAAGGAUCAUCUAGUCAUCGCCGACCUUGGACUCACGCAAUUUAGAACCACCAAGUCCAAGUCUCGAGUGGCAUGGGCAGAUGUUGGGGGUUACACGGAGGCUUACAAAGCUCCCGAAAGCGAUGUGAAACACGUUGUUGGGGGCAAGUAUGACAUCUGGGGGAUUGGGUGCGUCUUUCUUUUGCAUGCUUCUGUGUUUCUCCGAGGAGAUGCCGGGUGUAUCGAGGAAUUUUCUGAACGCCGAAAGGCGGAGGCCAACAAGCAUCCGCGGCAUGGAAACUGUGUCGACAAUGCCUUCUACUAUUUAGUCCGUGAGGGGGAACAUGGCGAUAUCAGUUCGAGAACUUCGAACAGAACCCAAUAUCGAGGAGAGGUUAAAAAGGAAGUCCGAGAAUGGAUCUCAAAAUUGCAAGCUGACAAGUCGUGCUCUGCCCCCAUGCGCGAUUUUCUAAGACUCAUUGGCGAAGGAAUGCUCGUAGCUGACGACUCUAGUCGAUAUGAUACGAAAAAGAUUCUCAGUGGUUUGAGUAACAUAUAUGAUGAGCUACAAAAGCCAAAAGAUGCUGGCUCUCCAAGGAAUACGCCAACGUGGCACGACCUGCAGAGCGGAGUGAACAACCAGCAUUAUCGUGACGCCACUACUCGCCAAUCCGAGGCCUUGGCAGGUAUGGCAGGAUGGCAAGAGAAUCCGGGUGCAAGCAUCAAGAGAGCAAGUGAGAUCGACCUUGAAUCGAGGCCCAACGACCAUGGCCCCCACACGCCCAUUAACACCUCCAGCGACUUACCCCUGCAACAAACAAGUUCCGUCAGACAGUUGAUUUUGAAGUUUGAGCGGCUAAAGAAGAAAGAGGACUCGAGAAAAUAG